Messenger RNA from Physella acuta, 765 nucleotides. Its product is annotated as ferroxidase HEPHL1-like. NCBI's taxonomy places the organism in Eukaryota, Metazoa, Mollusca, Gastropoda, Physidae. The record is from RefSeq and is a predicted model, not a curated record.
AUGGUUGGCUAUGGAGUACCAGGUGGGUCAGUGGGCCUAAACCAGGUCCACACCUACAGGUUUGACGUGCCGACCAACCUACUAGAGGGGUCAUCUGAACCUUGUCUCAGUUUCCUGUACACGUCAAUGCACGAUCCUGUCCGUGACCACAACACUGGUCUGGUUGGUGCAAUCCUCGUCUGUCAGAAGGGGUAUCUGUCUUACAGAGGACCAAAGCCAAGCGAAUAUUUUUUACUGCUAGCAACAUUUGAUGAGAACAAGUCCCUGUACAUGUCCCCCACCGUGAGCGUAGGGAAUGAUCUAGAAGGAUUUGUUCAGUCCAACGUUCGAUGGAAUGUCAACGGCUACUCCUACGGCAACAUGCCAACCAUCAACACGUGCAUCAACGACAACAUCAUCUGGCACGUCAUGUCCCUGGGGUCGUUCCUGGACGUCCACACCCUGGUCUUUGACGGCAACACCUUCAACGAGGAGGGCACCAACCGUGACGCCAGGAGUCUUGUGCCUGGAGUCACGGCUGCUCUGUCUAUGACGCCAGAUAAUGCUGGAAAAUGGAUGCUGUAUUCCCAGUCAACGACCGCACAAGAAAACGGCAUGUACGCUUUUUAUACGGUCACAGACUGCUAUGGGAAAACUAGCAACAUUCAGGCCGAGGUUGGGAGAAUCAGAGACUAUUACAUCUCAGCUGAAGAGAUUCUGUGGGACUACGCUCCACUGACCAGAAGUCCGAUAACUGGGGAUGACUUGCUGGAUCCCAAUGUGUAA